AUAGUAACGGCGGACAAAUCAGAUAAUCUCGACACAAUUGUGUGCUUCAGGAAACCUGGAUCCGCAAACGAAGCCUAGAAAACGGUUUUCGGGAAUGUUUGCGAUUGAUUAUGAAGCAACAUUCAUAGAUCACAGGAGAAUCACUGUGUGUCUGGCGUGCUUAGGCCCUGGGACUGACGAGGGAACUUUUGAUACCGUUUUUUGUUCGCUAGUGACUCACUACUCAUUUACCUUUGUACGAAGUAAUGGUUCGAAAAGUGAACAUCUGUUGAGCACGGAUAAACGCGAUUCUCUUUCGGAGACCUCUGAAGUACACAGUGAUAUUGGGAUAUCAAGUUUUAAUACUCGUCAACCAAUCUGGUUAAGGUUCUUAAAGGAAUAUAACCCAAUCAAUAAUGCAUGGAGCUGUUUCCAACCUUAUCGGGCUACUGUUGGACUGCUUGCUUUUGCCUGGUGUUCAAGUCAUUCUGACAUAGAACUACGGGUCAAAGAUUACAUCAAACAAAAGAAAUUGUUGUCAGCUACGCUUAUCAGUGGUCAACUUUUCCUGUUUUUAAAACCAUUGGGCAAUGAAAACGACUCACUGUCAGUUGAAGAAGCAAAUGCUUUUGUAUCUGAAAUGUUGAAAGAGGAUUCAGCAUUGCUAGGUGAAAUUAUUUGUCAUCCUUCCGAGCAUUUAUUCGCAUCAGAAAUGAAUAUUCUUAAAGAUUUUGGUUACUCUGCUGGGACGGAUGAGUGUUCUUUAGUUGACAAAUCACAUGUUUCAAUUAGACCACCGUUUGUUAAUCAUCGAAUUAGUUCAGUCCUUCAAGCACUAACUUCUGAAAUUUAUUGGAAUUUGAAGAAGAUGCUCGCCGCUAAGUGUCCGAGUGAUAUUAAAUUGAAGAAAAAAGAGUCACAGCUAUCUAAAGAACUAACAGACUCGUCAGACGAUCUAUUAAUGGCUCCAGAAGAAAAUGAAUCGAAGUGGAAUAUUCUUGAUGAAGUCAGACGUAAAGCGCUAGGGCGUACUAAUGCAUUAUCUGCUUUGUCUACCUUUACAGAUAGAUCAGGAUCAACAAGUUCUAUCAGUGCUCAAACAGAUAUAAGAUUUAUCAAACAGAAACGAGCAACGGGACGGUUUAAGAAAUAUUUGGGCGAUAUAUUUUUACAGUUAGGUGAUUUAGAAAUGGCACAAAUUCAGUAUAAUCUGGCCCUUGAACAUUUAAAACCUAUUAAUGAUACUUUGUGGAUAGCAGGUGCUCUAGAAGGUCUUUGUGCAGUUGCUAUGUGUCAACAUUCUUCUGAUCAUUCCUCAAACCUAGGAACAACACGUUCGAAUUUUCUUCAGCGUCAUCUAGAUGAUAAUUUAACCAAUGGUGAACUACGGAAAUCACAUUCCCAGGAAUCAGAUAUGCUGGAACAUUCAACAUCUUCAAGUUUAGAUCUCGCUUCGUCAAAAUUAUACCACCCUCUUAUAAUAUCAUCCACUGAUUGUUGUAAUUACGCUUUGGAAACAAUUGAGUUAUACCAAAAGGUUGAGUUAAAUCCUUAUCUUUUUGAGGAGUUCAAAUUCAAGGUGAUUCGACUACUUAUCUCUGAAUCACAAAAGCGUAAAGCUUGUGAAAUUCUUGAUUCGUUGGUUGGACCAUCUCUUUCCUCGUUUAGUACUGAGAAUCCUUGUUCAAUGAAACGUUAUUUCACUAUUGUUCGUUUAUAUAAAUUGAUGAAUUUCAAUCGUAAGGCUAGUUUAGCCCUAUGGCUUUUAUUAUCAUCAAAUCGACUGAAUCGUGUUGAAUUUGAGCAUGAAAUUUUAUUUAAUGGUUUAAAAAUUCAAUCACUUUCAUCGAAUAUUACGCAAAUGACUGAAACGAAACUCCUAAAUGGUGAUGACGAUACUACUAUUAAUACCACUACUACUAAUAAUAAUAAUAGUAAUAACAUCACUAAUAAAGAUUUAAGCUAUUUAAUAAAUGAAAAUAAACCACCAGUAAACGUCACCUAUCGUUUAAUUGCGAAUCCCCCAUUAUGGAGUCCAUUUGUUAUACCUGAUCAAUCACAUUGGUUAAUUCGUCUCACCACAACGAUAUCAAAUUCAUCAACGCUUUCAACCAGUAUAUUUAAUAAUAUAAUUAAAUUAAAAUCAAUGUCUAAUAAUACACGUCAUAUUAAUUCAAACAUGAGUUCUAAUUCCAAUAGUUUAUAUUCAUCAAAAUCAUGUCUACUAUUCCGUUUAGUUGGUUGGUGUGAUUUACAAUUGAAAGUCAUAUUUUAUUUAAUUAAUGAAUAUAAAGCAAAAAUUAAUCUGGAAGAUAUAUCUGAAAUUCCAUGGGAUAUUGGAUUAAAACUUAUUGGAUACUGUUUCUCUGUACUGGACAGUUGGCCUGAAUAUCUAGAAAAAAGUAGUUGUAUAUCUUGUAUGGAUGAUUUAUGCUGUUUAGCGGUACUUCGUUGUCCAGACCAACCAACUAAUUUACCUAGUAUAACUUUAUUAAAUUAUUCUACUCAAGAAAAUGUCCGUUCUCGUAGAUGGCCUCGUAAUCGUCGUGUAGUUUAUUCACCAAGUAGAUUUUGUUAUUUAAUGAAUAAUAACAAUGAAGAAGUACAGACGAAAGUGGUCGAGAAUAAAAUGUUAGAUUUGGUAGAAAUACCAGUGCAUCAGUUGCCCUUAGUUAGAUUGAUCCAUAUACCUUCACUGCCAAGUAAUCUGUUACCUCACACAAUUUCUAAAAACGGAGCGGAGAAUGUAGUUUCAUUGAAUAGAUCUCGUACAGUUAUUAUUCGAUCAGAUCGAAAUAAAUCAAAACCACCGGAAUCUAACAACAAUAUAGAAUCAUCAAAACCCACUGAUCCAUUUGUUUAUAAUCCUUUUCAAAUGGAUAAUUCUAGUGCAACUAAACAUUCGAUAAUCGAUUGGGUUUGUGAAGAACCUGGAUACAUAGAAAUGAUAGUUGAUAACAAGCUCCCAAUUGAUUUAAGAAUGUCUGAUUUACAUGUUGAAUUGAUGCCAGUUAAUAUUGGAUUAUCGACUAAGGAAUCAUCAUCCAAUCGUGUUUCGUCAUUGACUUCCGAUUAUGAAUCAUCAUUUGGUGGUGGUUCUACUGUAAACAAUGAAUGUUCAGAUGCUUUAUCAAACCUAAUUCAUUUAGAAGCAAUAUUUUUAACUGUGGAAACUCCACAAUCAGUUAAAAUACUACCCACUUCACAUUUGAGUAAUCUUGAUCUUGGAAAUGUGAAACAUCAAACAAAAGAGAAUGGCUUCUAUGGUCGUCUGGAAAGCGGUUGUCUUUUAGAAGAAGCUGAAUUGCAUAGACAAUUUCCUUAUUCCAAUACAGAAUGCUUUUGGAGACGAAUUAAUUCAGAUGUAAACUGCAGAUUACCAUCUCAUACGAAUGGAAUUAAACUGUCGAUUGGUGUAGUACCAACUUUAGAUUUGUUAACAUCAAGUACUUCAUUCGAUGAUUCAAAUACAUGUUUACAUUAUCGAGUUAUUGGCAUUACUUAUCGUCUAGUCGAUUGUGGUGGAAUGAGAGUUUGCCUUAGACCAUCUGGAAAAUUUCUUUAUUCCUUGUCUUCACUUGGGGAAUCAUCUAGUAGAGGACGUGAAAGACAUCCGAGUGGUUCUUCAUCAUCUACUUUUUCAACUAUUCGAUCUUCAUGGAAUUUAGGUUCGGAACCUAUAUGUCCUAAUGGUAUUUCAAAUAUAUCUGAAUUUGAUAGUGAACAUUUAUUAUCGAAUUCAUUGGGAAUACAAUUUUCAUUAUUACCACUUAUUAGAUUACAACAUGCAAUGCCACGAAUGUGUAUGUUUCCAGGUCGCAUUUGCAGCGCAUUCGAUUUAAAUGAAGCUGUUGAUAUAUUGAGAAAUGAAUCAGCUAGUGAACAUUCAUGUGAUGUUACGAAACAACUCCAUUCACUUGGUCUAUCAAAAUUUCAUGUCCCUGAUCCUUCAGAAUGGUGUAAUCGUGUAGCUGCUGUGUUGGAUUUAACUAUAUUUCCAUAUGAAACUAGAUGGUUACCCAUCGAAUUAUAUAUUCGCGAUGAAAAUAGAUUCAAUGUUUCAAUAAAUAAUAAUAAUAAUAAUAAUAAUAAUAAUAAUAAUAAUAAUCCAGAAAGUAAUUAUGAUUUUGAUAGUAAUUACUCAAUUAAACGUAACCUAAACUUGUUACAUGUAAAUUUAAAAUCAGUUUCAUCAAGUUUAUCAUUGUUAACCAAGUUAAAUUUAAAUGCAACUGAUUUUGUUCAAUGUAUCGGCUUAGAAGAUAUUCGAAAAAGAUUUCCUCUCCCAGUUGAAAAUUGUGAAGUACCAAAUUCUUUACCAAAUGUAAAUUCUGAUUAUGAUGAACAUUCUCUUCCAUUAUAUGCGACACAUGUUGGUUUAAUUUGGUUGAAAUUCGAUUCAGAUAAGUAUUGGCAAAUUGUGACCGAUCGAUUUUCUUCAGACCCUGAAAUUAAUGAAUUAAUGAAACCUACUCAAGUACAGUCGAUUUACAUUGAAUUAGAAAUUGAAUACGCUCUUGAUGCAACUAAACCUUCACCAUCGUCUGAAUGUAAUACAUCAUCAUCUCUACUUUCCAAUAAUAAUCAAUCAUUAACACGUCGAAUUUCAUUAGGAUUCAAAUUGGAAUUACUGGCAUCAAAUUUAGCUCCAUUAAAGUUAUCUGAUUUAAUGUUAACUUUUGAAGAUAAACCAUUAACAAAUGAAUAUUACUUACAGAAAAAUAAAAUGACAAAAUUAUUUGGAGAAAAAAUUCAAGCUGAAUCAUUUUUAUAUGGCUCUGUCGAAACAAACUUAUCACAUACAUUUCUACCUCAGAUAUUGAUAGAACCUAAUCAUCUCCUGCAUUAUCGUCUCGAAAUAGAACUAGAAGAAAAUUGGUCUAAUAAACAACAGUCGAGGUCACUAGUACAAUUAAUUAGUCCAUGGUUAUUUCAUGUAUUUAAUGAAUCAGCAGAUAAUAGUUCUAAACGAAAGCAAUCACUAUCUUCUACUGAACUAUCGAAUGGCGUAUCUGAAAAAACCUCGAAUUCACCGAGUUCUCCUGUUUUAAACUCUUGUACAGAAGAUGUCUUGGAUAAUUUGAAAACUACACAUCAAAUCCGUUUACCACUUAUUGGAUUUAGUGACUUAGUGUUCAGUAACAAAAUGACAAAACUUAUCAAUUCAGAACGGUUAAAAUCGAAUGAAUCAGGUAUUCCUAUUCCUGUGGAAAUUGAAGUACCUGGCAGUGUUUUAGAAUCAAAUAUAAAAAUAUUUUGGUACUCUCGUGUUCAAGCUCGUUGGAAAUCUGAUUGUAAAUCAGAAAAAUCUCAGCAAUAUGAAAAUUCAUAUUUAUGUUCUUAUUUUCGUCGAUAUGGUCGAAUAAUUUUACCAGCACAUGAAUGUCGAAUAGAUCCAAAAUGGUUUGCUAAUGAAGCUUUGUCAACAUCAUUAUUUAAACCUUGGUAUGAAUAUCCGUUCCUUAAUUCUGGCUCUGCUGCUGGCCUUCUCUGGUCAAAUAAUAUUUGGAUAGAUAUCAGUCUGGACCCACCCAUUCUUGAUAAUUCACCAAAUUUUCGAAUUAAUUCACAAAAAAAACUUGAUCCUCAAAGUCAACUAUGUUUGCAAUGUCGUCAAGAUUAUUCUAUUGCACGUCGAACAACUGUUUGUACCCAACGUCGUAUUUCAUCUAUUUCAGUAUUAUUAAAUCAAGAAUUACUAACUAAUACCAACACUAAUAUCAAUAGUACAAUAGCGAAAAAUCAGUUGAAUAAUUUAAAAAUAGAAGAAUUAUCACUGGGACUUCGUAAAAUAUCUCUGCCCGAUUUAAGAGCUUCACUAAAAUCCAUUAUGAAUAUUAACAAAGAAGAUCUUUAUUCAUCGUCACGUAUUUGUACAUAUCCAUUAAAUCCUGUGUCUGUUUCUAUUCAAUGUGGAGUAAGGCAGAAUUUUUUACGGAAUAUUUUUAUGGAAAAUGAAACAAACUCUACAACUCAACGAAAAAACUCGUUUCUCAACUCAAAUGGUACCACAGAUUCAACACAGGAGUUUCGAAUAGAACAUGUUUGGAUGGGUCCCGCUGUAUAUAGACAUGUUCAACACAUUAGUAAUGAUGAUCAUGAAUCAACUCAGAGUACUUUGUUAGGACCAUUAAUUGAAGGAAUGGAUUAUACUUUUGUUGGGAAAGCCUCAGGUAGUAUUGGGUUCUCUAUCCCUCAGUCUUCGCCGUCAUCAUCAUUAUCACCAUCUAGUCAAAAAUCUGAAACAUCCAUUAGUUCUAUAAUAUUUUUACGUCCCGGAAAAUUUUGGGUUUGUGGUCUGUUAGGUAUAUUACCAGAAUCUUCCAUUUUAACUGUAGCAAAAGAUGGUCAAAUACCUACACCAUUUCAUUUACCAUCAGUACACAGUGUUGAAACUAUUCGUUUUUCGCCAAAUGGAAUCUAUAUUCAUGUACUUGAUUCACAUGUGUAAUGAUUUUUUUUAUCUGAUUUAUUUUUUUUUCUGAUCUAGAAAUCUACUUUCAGAAGAUAAAUAUAUCCUUCCACUCCCAUAGGUUAUUUAUACUGUUUCCUUCUGUGUUUAUUUUACUGUGAUUAUUACUUUCAAAGUGUCUGUUUGUCGGCGUUGUUUAGAAACAACCGGUUUCAAAAUAUUUUCCUACCAUUUGUUUGUACUGAUUUCUUCGUCAUCAUACGCUCAACGAUGAUUUGUCCACAUGUUUUAUAGUGAUUUAUAUACUUUAAAUAAAUUUCUUUGUUCUAUAGAUUAACAAGUUAAAUCAUUCAUAUCAUCAUCAUAUUCACAUCAAAACAACUGGGAGUAUAAACAUGAAAAAAUAGAGAAAAAUAUAUUAUUCAAUUUAAUCUCUUUCUUAUGUUAUUUCUGUGCUGACUGUCUCAAAACACACAUGAUACAUUUUUAGUCUACACUGUUCUAUUUUUCCCGUUUUAAUAUCCUUCAUUCUGCUUCUUCUUCACGUUUGUCGGCGUGUUUUCUUUAUUCCUCCUCUUCUACUGUGAUAGAUUAAUAAUGAAUAUUUUUUAAUUGCAUUUAUUAGACAGUAUAUUCAACAUUCGCGAUUUGAUUACUUCGUUCAAUAUGUAGGCCAGUUAAUUGUAUGUGUGUAUGUAUGAAUAGAUAUAUAUAUAUUUAUUUAUAUAUUUAUUCAAUAAUAAUGCUUGUUAUUACUAUCUCUUUUCUCUCAUUUAUAUCUUGCUUCAUUUAUUCAACCGAAAACAAUUGAACAUUAUACAUAUCAUAUAAGAAUUAUUAUCUUAAUCGUUCUGUAACAAAAAUAAAACAUUGAUUCAGUGUAUUGUAACUAGUGACUUCCUGUCCAUACAUUUAACCCUCGCCUCAAGAAUGAUGUGUGUGCAAUUGGAUAAAACUUGUUUACUUUCCAUUUCUAUAUAAAUAAAAUACGGUUGUGAUUUAUCCAAAUCAAUUGUUCACUAGUUCUUAAGUUGUUUUUAAUAUAAUAUUGUUUUAAUAAAUAACUUAUAAAACAGAAUAUAAACAUUCAUUUAGAAGUAUAUGGUUUAUUUUUUUUUCCAUAUGUUUAUGUGUAAAAUUAAUUAAUUCUUACUUGAAACAUGUCUGCAGUUGAAUAAGUUGUUUCCAACCUGGUGAAGUAAAUGAAUUCCAAAUUACUGAAUUAUAAUAUAUUUCAAUUGUGACCGACAACUGAAUUAAGGAUGAUUAGUAGGAUAAUCCGUUGGGUUUUGAACAGAUAUGUUUUAAGUUAGUCUUAGUGUGAAAAUCAACUCUGAGUACAAGCUGCUGAGUCCAGGAUAGGGUGAUAUGUAUGUCCGAAUUUGCAUUAC
Schistosoma haematobium is the source of this 7782-nucleotide messenger RNA. RefSeq lists its product as uncharacterized. NCBI's taxonomy places the organism in Eukaryota, Metazoa, Platyhelminthes, Trematoda, Strigeidida, Schistosomatidae. The record is from RefSeq and is a predicted model, not a curated record. The transcript has 23 exons. Bases 95 to 6430 code for a protein of 2111 amino acids. Gene Ontology annotation, cellular component: trans-Golgi network.